GUUGCAUUAUAAAAGUUUGGAAAAAAGGGGCCAUAAUAAUUCUGGAACGUAAGUUAGAAAGUUUUUUUCCAGUUAAAUGUACUUACAUUGACGAACAGAAUUUUAUUAUUAAGACUCAAAAGCAAAAUGAGGAAAAAGAACGACAUACCGAAAAAAAGCGCUAAAAAAAAAAAACUUCAAGUAUUCUACGUAGUCAAAAACGUUCCCAGGCACCAGUCGUGUUCAAGAGAAAUGCUCAAACUGAUGAAACGAUUACAAGGCAGCACCAACUUUAUGAUGAAUAAAGCACCAUUCGCAAGACUGAUCCAAGAAAUAAUGCAAGCCUGUUCGCAAGAAAAAAGGAUAACAGUGGAAGCCUUAGAAGCCUUACAAGCGAUAGCCGAAACUUACCUCACCAAUCUGGUCAUUGAUGCCAAUGCAUGUGCUGCCCAUGCUAAGAGAGUGAGUAUUCAACCAGUAGAUAUAAAACUAGUUGGAACAUUGACAGGAGUUAUAGACCCAGGUUUUAACUUCAGAUGAAUAUUUUUUUGUGUGUUGUGUUUGUUUUUGGUUUAUUGUUACUGUUUCUGUACCAAAGAGACCAAACAUUCAACAAUCUUAUUUUUGUAUAUUGAUUAUGUCUGAUUUUUAAUCAGAUUGCUUGUACCUUUAGAUCUUAAGACAAAUUUACUGAAACUGGUUUUCAAAUAUUUCCUAGUUGUUUAUUUACUUGUACUUUACGUUUUUUUUGUUCAUAAUGUAGGUAUUUCUGUAAAUUAAUCGAAACAAAUUAUAGAUAGUAUUUUCACUUAGGAAAUUAAAAAUUUGAAUUUGAAUAAAUGCGUUGUUUAUGAUAACGUAAUUAAAUAAAAC
Molecule: messenger RNA, 852 nt
Organism: Ceutorhynchus assimilis (cabbage seed weevil)
Lineage: Eukaryota; Metazoa; Arthropoda; Insecta; Coleoptera; Curculionidae
Source: the annotation of a GenBank genome assembly